This is a messenger RNA of Rhododendron vialii, 663 nucleotides long. RefSeq lists its product as uncharacterized. Lineage: Eukaryota; Viridiplantae; Streptophyta; Magnoliopsida; Ericales; Ericaceae. The coding region runs from base 1 to 663 and encodes 220 amino acids. The record is from RefSeq and is a predicted model, not a curated record. The transcript has a single exon.
AUGUGGACAAGCUUAUGGAAUUCUCUAAUAGCCCCCAAGAUUCGAUUGUUCAUGUGGAAAGCUGCUUGCAAUUGGUUAGCCUGCAAAGCCAAUUUAUUCCGUAGGAAAUGUGCCCCUAAUCCUAUGUGCCCAAUUUGUGCAAGUGCUAGUGAGACGAUUGAACAUAUGUUGUUCCACUGUCCAUGGGUUAAAGCUAUGUGGUUUGGUAGUGGCAAAGCCUUCUGGGUGCUCCAAAAGGAUAUUGUAGCGGUGGACAAAUGGCUAGAAGAUUUGCUGUGUGGGUGCCUUUCAAAAGAAUCUGAAAGAGAAGAUGUGGGGUUGAUCUUUCAAAUUUGUUGGGCAAUUUGGAAGGACAGGAAUAGGUGUGUCUUCAAUGACAAGAACCCAAGGCCAGAAGUGGUGAUUGAGCAGGCACGAGGAGCAAAUGUGGACUACUUGCAAACUGUUUGCGAUAAAAUGCAGAUGGAUUCUACUAUACGAUCACGGGUGGAAAGGUGGUCCCUGCCUCCUCCAUCAGUCUUGAAAAUUAAUUGUGAUGGAGUGUUUAAAUCUUCUUGCAGCCUUGCUGCCUUUGGCAUAAUUGCUAGAGAUAGUGGUGGAUCAGCUCACGAUUGGCGGUCUGGCAGAGUUAUGGUAUCCUCGGCUUUGAUGAUUGAAGCUUGA